GGCCGUUUGUUUGAUUUUGGACGAACUCUUUCUCUGUUGGAUACACAGGGCUAGUGCUUGCGUUCUGCGAAUUCUCAGUGAUUUUUUCUCGAGAAAAUUUCUGUAUUUUCUUUUUCGAGGGUUUCGGUCUGCUUUUCUUUGAUAAUUUAUCCGAAGGCCGAAGUCUGCAUUCGGAACUUUUUUCCUUUGCAUGCUUUAGAAGGGAGAGUUUGCGACAUUUUCCCCUCUUCUUUGGGGUCGUUGAUUCAUUGUUCGAUUGGGUGGGUUUUGGCAUCGAGGUUUCGCUAAUCUUUAUUGCUGUAGUGGGGGGGAAAAUAGGAGGAGAUUCGAUUAUCGCGGUAUAAUUGUGGAGGAUAAAUUGCCGGUUUUUUCAGGUUAGAUAUACUGAAUUGUUGGAAUCUUGGAUUUGAUGCUUCGAUGUGAAAUUAGGGUUUUGGCCCAAGAAUUGCAAAGGCGAAUUCGCCGUUGCGGAUGGUCCUAAGAUGAUAAUUAAGCGGACUAUGAAAAUUGAAAUGCCGAACCUGAAACGGUGUAAGCUAGAGGAGCAGGAUGCCGAGGACUAUGGAUGUGCAUCGGUUCCGAAGAAGCGGAAACGGUUCGGGGUCGUGGUGCAGCGAAGGAUCGUGUUGGCUAGUGAGGUUCUAUCGAAUUCAAAUUCUGCGCUAUUGAAUGGUAAGACAGCAAUGGAGCAAGGCUCUGAAAGGAUUCGGCCUCCACUAUUGCGAUCGUCUCGUGGUCGAUCUCAAAUGCUUCCAUCGAGGUUCAAUGAUUCUGUCCUCGGAACAUGGAAGAAUCGGGGAAUCAAGUGGAGGGACGCAGACUCCAGCUUUGAAGAUGAUACUAUUUUAGUUAAGAUAAGGCGGGGUUUAGUGGAUUGGGAUUUUGCUACUAGAACGUCAAUUAAUGGAAAUCGUUCAUCAGCAGUUAAAACUGAGAGUUAUACGUCUGGUCUAAGUUUUGAGGGUGUGGCAAAGCUUGAUCGAAAUGCUGCAAAAAGGAAGGAUAUCUACAAACCGGAGGAUUUUGCUUUGGGUGAUAUAGUUUGGGCAAAGUGUGGAAAGAGGUAUCCAGCUUGGCCUGCUGUAGUGAUUGAUCCUAUCCUGCAAGCUCCGAAGUCCGUUCUGAGUUGUUGUGUUCCUGGUGCAAUUUGCGUGAUGUUUUUUGGGUAUUCAAAAAAUGGAAAGCAAAGGGACUAUGCAUGGGUGAAGCAGGGAAUGAUAUUCCCUUUCAUGGAGUUCAUGGACAGAUUCCAGGGGCAGACUCGGCUGACAAGAGCAAACCAAGUGACUUUCAGAUGGUGGAAGAUUUUAGAUGAAAUGAGACCUUGUGCUGGCUGUGGUCUGACUUUGCCCUGCAAAACUAUGAAGAAGAUUAAGGAUUCAUAUUCUUCAGCUCAUCUAUAUUGCAAACUUUGUGCCAAGUUACGGAAAUCAAAACAAUACUGUGGCAUUUGCAAAAAGAUUUGGCACCAUUCAGAUGGUGGGAAUUGGGUGUGUUGUGACGGUUGUAAUGUUUGGAUUCACGCUGAAUGUGCUAAAUAUCCAGUAAACUUUUUAAGGAUCGAACAUACAGAUUACUAUUGUCCAGAUUGCAAAGCAAAUUUCAACUGUAAAUUUUCAGCAUCACAAAUAUGCAAGCCAAAAAUCAAAUCAACAGAAAAUAGCCAAAAGCCUGUUGUACCUGACAAGGUAACGGUGGUGUGCAAUGGCAUGGAAGGGUAUUACAUUCCAAAGCUUCAUCUAGUCAUGUGCAAGUGUGGCUCAUGUGGGGUGCGAAAGCAGACACUGAGUGAAUGGGAACGGCAUACAGGUUGCAGGGCUAAAAAAUAAUAUAGUGUGAGAGUAAAGAGUACAAUGCUUCCUCUGGAAAAAUGGAUCGCAGAAAAUAAUACACAAGGUGGAGUUUCUAUGCAGUUAGAUCAACAGCAGGUACUUGCCUUUCUGCAAGAGAAGUAUGAACCAGUAUAUCCAAAGUGGACUACAGAAAGAUGUGCGGUUUGUAGAUGGGUUGAAGAUUGGGAUGAUAAUAAAAUUAUCAUCUGCAACAGGUGCCAAAUAGCAGUCCACCAAGAAUGCUAUGGAGCAAAGAAUGUUAAGGAUUUUACUUCUUGGGUCUGUAGAGUUUGCGAAACCCCUGAUGUUGAGAGAGAAUGUUGCCUUUGUCCUGUUAAAGGUGGAGCUCUAAAGCCAACUGAUGUUGAGAUGCUGUGGGUUCAUGUCACAUGUGCUUGGUUCCGGCCUGAAGUUGGAUUCUCAAACCAUGAGAUAAUGGAACCUGCCUUUGGAAUCCUUAAAAUUCCUCCAAGUUCCUUUUUGAAGACUUGUGUUAUCUGUAAACAAAGCCAUGGAUCCUGUGCAAGUUGUUGCAAGUGUGCUACUUAUUUUCAUGUGAUGUGUGCAUCUAGGGCUGGAUACAGCAUGGAAUUGCAUUCUAUGGAGAAGAAUGGAGUUCAGAUAACGAAGAAGUUAAUAUAUUGUGCAUGUCACAGGCUUCCGAACCCAGAUUCUGUGAUGGUUAUACAUACUCUUGGGGUCUUCUCUCCCAGGACUUCCCUGCAAAAUCAUAAGGGAUGCUUCAGGGGAUCAAGGCUGGUAUCAUCAAAAAACAUAGAACUUCUUGAAUCUUCAGCCCCUGAGACUAAUGAAUUUGAACCACUGUCUGCUGCAAGAUGUCGUGUUUAUAGAAGAUCUUCCAAGAGCGCUGAUGAGCCAAUAAUACAUUUAGUGGGGGGACCAAGUCGUCAUUUGUUAAGUUCUAUAAUUCAAUUGAACAGCUAUAAGGACUCAGAAGAUUCUAAAGUAUUUACUUCGUUCAAGGAACGUCUUCACCAUUUGCAGAGAACUGAAAAUCAUCGAGUUUGCUUUGGAAAAUCGGGUAUACAUGGAUGGGGCCUCUUUGCUCGAAGAGAUAUACAAGAAGGAGAGAUGGUUGCUGAGUACCGUGGUGAGCAGGUAAGACGAAGUGUUGCUGAUAUGAGGGAGGCUAUGUAUCGUUCAGAAGGCAAAGACUGUUAUCUGUUCAAGAUCAGUGAAGAGGUGGUCAUCGAUGCUACACAUAGGGGAAAUAUAGCCCGGCUGAUAAACCACUCUUGCAUGCCUAACUGCUAUGCGAGGAUUAUGAGCAUGGGUGCUGAGGAGAGCCGGAUUGUUCUUAUUGCCAAGACCCAUGUUUCUGCUGGGGAAGAACUAACGUAUGAUUACUUGUUUGAUCCAGAUGAGCGGGAUGAACUGAAAGUUCCUUGCCUUUGUAAAGCUCCCAAUUGUAGGAAAUUUAUGAACUAGGUUUCACAAUUUUUUAAUAUAUUGCAACUUAACCUGGCUAACCAUAGGGAAAAAAAUUGUUUAGUGUCGCAUAUUUUUUUAUUUUUUUCUCCAACUUCGUAUAUUUGUAUAUCAUUUGGUUACGAAUAAAAGAAACACCCCCAGCCAAGAGCUGGUGGCAAUUUUGUAUAUUGCAUCAUAGUUCUUGACGUGGUUAUGUUUAUGCUCUGCCAUUUUUUC
Prosopis cineraria is the source of this 3500-nucleotide messenger RNA. RefSeq names its product histone-lysine N-methyltransferase ATX3-like. Gene Ontology annotation, molecular function: protein binding. The record is from RefSeq and is a predicted model, not a curated record. Gene Ontology annotation, biological process: regulation of transcription by RNA polymerase II. Lineage: Eukaryota; Viridiplantae; Streptophyta; Magnoliopsida; Fabales; Fabaceae.